AUGACACGAAGUUCGGCAGAAAGUGUCCCCCAGAGCCCAAUUCUAUUUGUUUCCUACAAUGAAAGCGGUGAGAACUCCCGUGCUGAUGACCUCUUCCCACACCGGGACCGUCGCGUGCUCAUUCUCUACGUUGGCGGUACCAUCGGCAUGAAGCGGACGCCGUCUGGCGCGCUGAAGCCGCGCAAGGGGUACCUGACGCAGGUGGUGCGGGCAAUGGGGGAGCUGCAGCAGCGCCCCGAGAUCGCGCCCUUUGACGUCGUGGAGUACGACGAGCUACUGGACAGCAGCGAUAUGGACGGGCGCGACUACUUGCGCAUUGCCCACGAUGUGGCGCACCACUACGACGACUACGAUGGUUUUUUGGUUCUGCAUGGAACGGACACGAUGCACUACACUGCCAGCGCGCUGAGCUUCCUCCUGAUGAACCUCGCAAAGCCCGUCGUGUUGACGGGGUCGAUGGUGCCGCUGGUGGAGCCGUACAGUGACGCGCGGCGCAAUCUCGUGAUCAGCCUUAUGUUGGCGUCCAACCCAGCCAUUCGGGAAGUGUGCGUCUUCUUCAACGACAGCCUGCUGCGUGGGAACUGCUGCUGCAAGAUGCACCACACAUUUGGUGCUUUUUGUAGCCCCAAUUACCCCGCGCUCGGCGUGGUGGAGCCGACAGGCUUUGAGCUGCGCGAGCACCUGCUGAUCUCCCAGCCCGGUGGCCCGCUGAAGGUUCAGUCCAACAUGAGCGGCCGCGUCAUGGUUUUCACGCUCUAUGCCGACUAUGAUAUGAAGGUGCUGACGCAGCUUCUGCUGGAAAGCUCGCAGGACGCGAUCCACGCGAAGGAUUCGCUCUCCGCGGCGGGGAAGAGCAGCAAAAGUGAGAGCGCACCUGACGCGAGUGCGGUGCCGCCGCCGCGUGGUCGUCCGCUGAUGGACGCAGUGGUUCUGGAAAUAACCGGCGUUUCUGAGCUCAAGGGUGAUUACUCAGCGUCGCUGCGAGAGUUGGCGCGUGUGGCGGAGGAACGCGACAUUGUGGCGUGCGUGACGGUGCGGGAGCCGUUCGGCAGCCUCUCCGCCGAGGAACAGCGGCGACUGCGCCUCGUCUCGCCGUAUCUCAUCUACUUGCGGAUGACGACGGCGACGGUGGAGGUGAAGCUGAUGUAUCUCUUCGGGAAAGGCCUCUCGCCGGCUGCUGUGCGCAAUAUAAUGCCGCGCAACCUCCGCGGCGAGAUAACGCCCGGUACGUCCUUCGUGGCGAACCUGUGA
Molecule: messenger RNA, 1251 nt
Organism: Trypanosoma grayi
Lineage: Eukaryota; Euglenozoa; Kinetoplastea; Trypanosomatida; Trypanosomatidae
Product: putative cytoplasmic l-asparaginase i-like protein
Exons: 1
Coding region: 1-1251 (416 amino acids)
Molecular function (GO): asparaginase activity
Source: RefSeq, a predicted model, not a curated record